AACUGGCUUUAAAAGCCUCGGUGAAAACCCUUCAUUUAUGGAUUAUUUUGGGGUUUAUGCUGAUUUUUAAAAUCCCCGCUCUUUUGUUAUUUAUUCCCUUCCUCUGAGUACUAAAUUGGCAAGAGAAGAGUCAAAUCCUCCUCAGACUUUUAUUCCCUGUUUUUCUGUGGCAGAGGUGACACCCAACAGCAUGGAGGGAUCAGGAUCAGGAUCGGGAUCGGAGCACCCGGAGGGAGAAGCCAGUUCUGAAGGCAGCUCCAGCAGCAGCUCAGAAGAGGAGUCAGAUGAAGAACAGGAGGAGAAGGAAUCCCCACCUUACUGCAAUGAGUCAGGAGGGAACUACUUGCCACCCUGUGAGCACUGCAGGAAUGAAAAUGACCAGAAGGAGCAAGUGACCCCCAGGAGACUUGCUGGAGGACAAUUUAUGGUGCAGCUGGAUGCAGAGGGCACCUACCAGUGCAGCAUCACAGGGUUGAUUUUCGAGGUGACAGGAGCUGCCAGGAUCACGUAUUCCCUGUUAUCCUGGAGCAAAUAUGCCCAGCUGGUGAAGAAACCCUGGAUCGUGGGGGGACCCCUGUUCGACGUGCGCUGCUCAGUGCCCGCCGUGCUCGGCUCCCUGCAGUUCCCACACUGCCUCUGCCUGGGGGGUCACGGGGCUGGAGUGGCAUUCAAGGUGCUGCACGUCAAAGGUGACGGCGCGACCAUCGAGCCCUCGGCCGAGUUCUCGGCGUCCCACGUCAAGUGGGUGGUGAGCUCCCUGUCCCCCGUGGGCCCCCUGAUCCAGAGCCAGCAGCCCCUGCAGUACCACGGGGCUGUCAUCCUCUACAAAGCCAUCGAUGAGCACCCCUCCCUCUCCUUCUGGGUCUACCUGGCCACCAACAACGACUCCUUCAUCAAGGAUAUCUCAAAGACUGUAAAACUCUCGAAAAGGAAAUUUGUUAAAAUUGAAAAGCCCCCUGUAUGCCAAAAAUUACUGCAGGAAGGAAAGAAGUACAGAUUGAUCUGUGAGCCAGAAGCUGAAAUCACUCCUGUGGAGAUUGAAUUUGUUGAUGGGUCAGUCUUGAAACUGAAGAGUUACUUUGAGGUGUAUUUGGAGAAGCCUGAUGACUUCACCUUGUCCCUGGUGGAGCAGGACUCGGAGGAGACCGUCUGGAAAGCCAAACUCCGAGAGAGGGAUUGGAUCCAUUGUGAGCAGAACAAGAACGAGCAGAGGAGGAGCAAGGCCAGUGUGAAAAAGAGGAAGCCAGCCCUCGACAUCCUGGAGGAGGAGGAGCUCCACAGCAAGAAACAAAAAACUGGCAGCACUGCAGGUGGGACCUGGCUGCGAGAGAACCUGGUUGGGGCCGGUUUUGUGUCCUGUGAUUGGAACUGAGUCACUUUAUCCAAGAUUUUUUUUUCCCUGUGGAAUGGUCCAGGCUUGGGGAAGAGCAGCUGGAAAGGUGGGAAGAGGAGCUGGGGGU
Molecule: messenger RNA, 1460 nt
Organism: Sturnus vulgaris (Common starling)
Lineage: Eukaryota; Metazoa; Chordata; Aves; Passeriformes; Sturnidae
Source: RefSeq, a predicted model, not a curated record